GUCCACCACCUUUCAAUAGGCAGCCGACAGACCUACCGCACUUUUGUGAAGUCACUUUUUCCAGUGCCUUCAUCAUGACACGUAGAAUAGAUCGUCUCAUGUUGAUUCUCGUCGCGGUAAUCGUCUGCACAUCCUUCGCCAAUGGCCAGGCAAGGGACCCAGCGGCGGUUAAGUCAAAAACCACAUCUGACGGUCUAGUCGGUCGAAUGAUGGGGGCUAUCAACCCCGUCACCAAGAUCUUCACGGAAUACAUAAACGCGUGGCUUAUCCGCAACAGGGGCAAACAGCUGCCCUGCACCCUCUACAAUCCAAUGAAAUGGGACUGGGAAUGCACUGACGUCGAGAAAUAGAGUCCAAAAAUUCUUCUUCACAAAGAAACCCAUACACUUAACAGAAUUUAUUUUUAUAAUACAAAACGCAUCAAUGACAUAGUAUUACGUAAUUUAAUUAUAUUAUCUUCACUAUUCAUGUGUUAAAUAAAUAUGCAAUGUGGUACCUCAG
This is a messenger RNA of Diachasma alloeum, 501 nucleotides long. RefSeq lists its product as uncharacterized. Lineage: Eukaryota; Metazoa; Arthropoda; Insecta; Hymenoptera; Braconidae. The transcript is spliced from 2 exons. The record is from RefSeq and is a predicted model, not a curated record. The coding region runs from base 75 to 350 and encodes 91 amino acids.